Lates calcarifer (barramundi perch) is the source of this 2029-nucleotide messenger RNA. RefSeq lists its product as uncharacterized. The transcript is spliced from 10 exons. Gene Ontology annotation, molecular function: interleukin-17 receptor activity. The record is from RefSeq and is a predicted model, not a curated record. Lineage: Eukaryota; Metazoa; Chordata; Actinopteri; Centropomidae. The coding region runs from base 219 to 1385 and encodes 388 amino acids.
GGGGAGUUCAGUCAGCUAGAGCGCUGCAGGUCAACCGUGCUCAGCCAUGAUGUGGGAAGUCGUGUUGAUGUUUUUUACUUUUGUCCAGGCCCAAGUGAUUUCACAAGAAAUUAAAGUGGUGUGUCGUGAAUUUGGUAAUUUCCCUCCUGUCAGUGAUCAAGUCUCCAUCAUUCCUGGCAGACUUGAAAGUGGAACUUGUGACAGAACAAGAAAAAGAUAUGCUAAACAUCAGCUGGGCAAUCAGCAUUGAUGCCAGUACUGAAUAUCUGACGGGCACUCUGAUCGAAAUUUCGGGGGAACCAUCCUACCUCUGUGAUUACAGUCCACAUUUGACCUGUGUCACUGGGCUGGAGCAGAAAUGGUUUAAUUUUCUAGUACAAGCAAGCUAUGGCUUCAACCUCAUCCAAGCUAGCAAUCUCCCUUGGCCUCAACUGGGGAGUGGCGUCUCCUCCAAGUCUGUAAGUGUACUGGUACCGCGCCGUAAAACACAAAAAAGUGUUACACUAAAGCCAUCUCAAGUUCCCAGAGGUGAGCGAUCACAUUUCAUCACAGUUAAGACCACUCCAGAUGAGACCACUACCUCAUCUGUGAGAAAAGGACGAAUCACUGUCACCAUUUUCGGAGGACUGGCUAUUCUGAUGAUCCUGAGCUCCUGCUACAUAAUUUAUAAAAGCUGUGGAGCCAACAUUGCCUCAUCACUUGGUUUCAGAAGUUUACCGCAAUCUCCCACGGUUCCUGUUCCUGUCCUGGUGGUGUACCCCGCCAAGAAUUCAGCCUUCCAGCGGGCCGUGGUGGCUCUGGCAGAGUUCUUGCAGUGGCACGGUGGCUGCAGCGUGGCUAUCGACAUGUGGCAGCAGGGGAAGAUUGCAGAGCUUGGGCCAAUGCGCUGGCUCACAGAACAGGCCAAGGCUGCAGAACAAGUGCUCAUUGUCUGCCCGCAGGUAGAGAUUCCCUCCUCACAGCCCAGCCACUCUCCUCCCAACCGUGGCUUCCCAGAACCCUCUAUCCCAGCUGCAGCUCAUGACCUUUACCCCCUGAUCCUCAACAUGGUGGCCAGCCAUGCAAAGAGCGCCAACGACCUGGCUAAGUUCUGGGUGGUGCAACUGGGCAAGCAGCGGGGCAAAAGGCAUAGUAACUUGGCGCUGGAACUGAGGGCCUGCAAGACUUUUUAUUUGAUGAAGGAUUUGAACAAACUGUACAGGAGUCUUCAUUCUCACAGGCAGGAUGACAGGAAGAUAUCAGAUCAGAUCUUCAGACCAAGGAUUUCCUACAGUGAGAAGAGUACAGUGAUGUUAAGGGAAGCUGUAGAGGAGCAUUUCCAGAGAAGCAGAAGCACUGAGAACUGUGGUCACCUCAGUUUGAACAUCAGUAAUGAGAAUGUUUAGAUUGAUAUAGAGAUAGGUGAGAACAGUUGAUAAGUGCAUAGCUGACUCUUCCAUUAUUCUUACUGUUUUAUGAAAUGCAGAGUUUCACACUGAAAGCCAUUUUGUAGAUAUGAGUGAGUUUUUGUCUGUCUAUGUAUACUAGCUCUGUCCCUGGUCCCUGGUGCCCUGUUUCUCUUCAGUGCAUUCUGGGAUAGACUCCUGCAUCAUAACAGGAUAAGUAGGUAUAAGUAUGUAUAUGUUGCCCAUCUAGCUGUGGUGGUAGUUGAGGUAUUCUUUGACUUGGAACGAGAAAUGGUAAUGAAUAGAAACUUAUUACAAUGUAAAAUUAACAUCCACAGGGAAUAUGGAGAAUGCUGCCAUCCGCAGAUGACAGUGAUUGACCUACUGUGUCCUCUGCCACAUAUAGCACUAUGCUAUUACAGCAUAUAAAUAAUAAAUACAGUUCACAUGCUGACAUGCUCAGUUAGAAGUGGGGACGUCUCAGUCAUUAUUUAUUGUAAAUGAGACUGUGGUACUUCUUAAAGAAGACACAUUCUUCCUUUUAUGGAUAAAAAAUUUAAUCCUUGCACAAGUCAGUCCAUACAAUGAUGUUACAUGCUACGUGUUACUAAUACCUGAUGUUAAUAAACUUUAAAUAGCUUCCA